ACUCGCGGGCCGUGGCGCCGCCUCCUGCUCCCCGCGGCCUCCCUGCCUGGGCUCCGCCAAUCAGCGCCCGCCCGCGUCACUCUGAGGGCAAAGAAACACGGAGAAAGGGGAAAAAAAAGUUUGGUGAGGAGCGAGCGGGGCCGGCGGGCGCGGCGGGCCCGGCGCAGAUCUGAUUAUUCCAGUGCAGUAGUACGUCUGGGAUUGAAAGCAGCGAGAGGAAUCUCAGAAGUUCAAGAUUACUGAAAUCUCAUCAGUCUGGUUUAUAGACGAAGGGAGAAUGGCUCAAGAAACCAACCGUAGCCAAGUGCCUAUGCUUUGUUCCACUGGCUGCGGAUUUUACGGGAAUCCUCGCACAAAUGGCAUGUGCUCAGUGUGCUACAAAGAACACCUUCAAAGGCAGAACAGUAAUGGUAGAAUUAGCCCUCCUGCAGCCUCUGUCAGUAGUAUCACCGAGUCCUUACCGGUCCAGUGCACAGAGGGCAGUGCCCAGGAAACUCAGUCCACUUUAGAUUCUACAUCGACUCCAUCUAUGCAGCCAAGCCCUGUGUCCAGUCAGUCACUUUUAACAGAAUCUGUAGCAUCAUCCCAAGCGGAUAGUACGGCUGUGGACAAAACAGUACCUGAGACAGAAGAGUUGCAAGCUUCAGUGUCAGAGAAUGCAGAGCCUACACCUGAAGAACAGGACAAGUCGCUUGAUAAACCAAAACAGAAAAAGAAUCGUUGUUUCAUGUGCAGGAAGAAGGUUGGACUGACUGGGUUCGAAUGCCGGUGUGGGAACGUUUACUGUGGAAUGCACCGUUACUCAGAUGUACACAGUUGCUCUUACAAUUACAAAGCUGAUGCUGCUGAGAAAAUCAGAAAAGAGAAUCCUGUAGUUGUUGGGGAAAAGAUCCAGAAGAUCUGAACUGCUGCUUCUGCUGGAAUACAAAAAUCUUCUGACCAUCUGCAGAUUAAAUUGACUUGAGCUUUUUUCCUUAGUCAUCAGGAACGUAGAGCAGUGUAUCUUGCCUAGACCUUUUAAUCAUGCAUGUCAUCAGAUGAAUAGAUUUUUUUUUUGUUUUCGUUUUUUUUUUGUUUCAUUUUGAAAAUGACUCUGAACAUUAUUUUCAUUGCAGUUUUCUGUGGCUGAAGACUUAAGUAAACUUUACAAGUAUUAUCCUUUAAGAUCAUUUUAAUUUUAGUUGAGUGCAGAGGGCUUUUAUAACAAACAUGGAGAAAAUAUUGGAGGGCUGUGCUUUUCCAGGAUAAAACAUGCAUGCGUUAACUUUGCAGUUUAUUUUCUUGUUGUAUAUAGCUUUUCUCUGCAGCACAAUUUCCUUUUUUUUUUUUUUUUUAUUGAUAAUGCCUUGUAUGGCACAACUAGUUAUCAGUAACUGAAUGUAUUUUAAUCAUUAUGGCUGCUUCUGGUUUUUUUUUCCCAUUAACGAGAGGUUAUACAUGUUCGCAUAUUAGCUUGUUUGCACCCUCUACCUAUUUAUGUAUGAAUCAUUUGUAAUGAGAGUGUGUGCUGAGAUUGUGUGGGGGUUUUUGUUGUUUUCUUUUUUUUUUUUAAUUGGGGUUUGUUUUUGUGUGUGUGGGGGGAAGGCUGUAUGCACUUCAUUGACUGCAGUUUUCAUUGGGAUUACAUCCAUCAGUUUGUCUGUACACAAAUAUGAAGAAUGAUCUGAAGUACCUGUGCUGUAUUUAUGUUUAUCCACGUCUUAACUUUGAUUAAAUAAAAUUUAAAAAAAUCCGAGCCCUUGUGGCUGUCACUGGCA
Serinus canaria (Common canary) is the source of this 1757-nucleotide messenger RNA. RefSeq names its product zinc finger AN1-type containing 6 (gene ZFAND6). The record is from RefSeq and is a predicted model, not a curated record. The transcript has 7 exons. Lineage: Eukaryota; Metazoa; Chordata; Aves; Passeriformes; Fringillidae. Gene Ontology annotation, biological process: protein targeting to peroxisome. The coding region runs from base 278 to 904 and encodes 208 amino acids. Gene Ontology annotation, molecular function: zinc ion binding; DNA binding; polyubiquitin modification-dependent protein binding.